ACAAAAUGUCUCGCAACAAGAAGGCAAGUGCGAUUGUUCUGUUCGUAUCAGUGUCCCUCUUAGUAUACCUGUACCUGUUCAUCACAUGGCAAAUCCAGUACAUUGAGCUGACAAGGCGGAAACGUCAGGAUUUUUAUAACAAAAUGUCCUGGCAGUCUAGAAAUCUUUCGGAUUUUAUUCAGCCGGGCCGAAGCACAUGUUUAGUGUGUCCGAAAGUACCUGAACCAUGUCAGAAUGGUCGUGAUGUGAACAGUACGAUCUACUUUGUCACAUCUUCUCCUCAGAACAGAGAUAAACGAGACGCCAUUCGGACAACAUGGGGCAGAAAAGCAGACCCAAAACCUAUCUUCAUCACAGGACUUGUUCCGGAUCAAAAAAUAAUGAAUCUCUUAAAGGAGGAGGCUAGAGUCUACAAUGAUAUUGUUGUUGAGGACUUUAAUGACACAUACGUUAAUUUAACGCUCAAGACCGGCUUUAUUCUCAAAAACUUUCUUGCGAUCUGCCCAAAGGCCAAAUAUUUGAUGAAGUGUGACGAUGACGUGAUGAUAAAUCCACAUGUUGUUAGUGGCCUAGUUGGAAAAGUGCACGGAAACAACAAACCAUUAAUUGGACGAUUAUAUGUAAAUCCUACACCCUUUCGGGACAUCAACUCAAAAUAUUACAUCCCCUACUGGUUGUAUGAUAGAGAUAUGUUUCCUCCAUAUCUUUCUGGACCUGGGUAUCUAGUACCAGGUGAAAGUGUUCAAGGAAUACUACAGGAGAGCUUUCAGGAACCAUUGAUUAAUUUGGAAGAUGUUUUCUUCACUGGGAUGAUUUCUAUGGAGAGACUCAAUAUGACUCUGCAGAAUAGUAAAAGAUUUCUCACAUACUAUUCUCCAAGAGUGGGCAAAUGCACCUUCCAGCGAACUGCCUUGGUACAUCAUCUUGAAACUGAUGAACUGACACAAUUAUGGAAUACAACAUGGGACGAGAAAUUGAAUUGCAACAAAUCACAUCAUAAAUUUAGAGCUAUUUUUAAUGGAAUUGGUAUUCCACCAUUCUUUCUACGAAAAAAUUCUUUAGAUUUUGACUGAUUUACUCCAAGAUGUAUUUCUCAUUUGACGAUAAAUUCACACUGAUGAUGCUUCGUGUGAGCUUGAAAUUAUUAUCACUAGUGUACGACGAAAAAAUUCUCAUUAGGAUUUUGGAAGUAAUUUUAAAACAAAACUCAAUCUGUGGUGUUUGUUCACAAAGUGUGGAAAAUUUCGAGAGAUUUAUCGUAAAGUCAUCGAUCGAUGCUGAAGAUGUAUACUUAACGGUCCGACAAUUUAUUGUUCCAAUCAUCUUAUCUGGUGCUUUAUCGUACAUUUUUAAGCAAAAACACUUUUCUUUAACACUUUCUAUUUACACUUUAUGCACACAUUCAUUCAUUGCUAUCAGUUGAGGAUUUUUGUGUUUUGCAAUACGGUAAUACAAAUAGUCAAGAAAAACUGUAGCAUGAGAAGAAAAUAACUAGAACAUCAGUUUGAAGUUGUGAACAAAAGGAACUUAUGCUAUGACACAAAAUAUGUAUUUUAAGAUAAAAGUUUUUGGGUAAACAAGUAUAUUAUAGUAACGCAUGAA
Molecule: messenger RNA, 1602 nt
Organism: Phlebotomus papatasi
Lineage: Eukaryota; Metazoa; Arthropoda; Insecta; Diptera; Psychodidae
Product: beta-1,3-galactosyltransferase 1-like
Exons: 2
Coding region: 6-1073 (355 amino acids)
Cellular component (GO): membrane
Molecular function (GO): hexosyltransferase activity
Source: RefSeq, a predicted model, not a curated record